UUUUGUGCUAACGAUUAGCAGGCUAACCAAGAGGUCUCCAUCAGCUGGAGGCGUUGGAGACUGCAGACAACAAAAACAGACAGUCUAAUCAAAGGACUGGCGCCUCUAUUUUGUAUUGGGGAGUCUUCAGUUAGGAAAACUGUUAUUGGAAAGGCGACACAAUGUCCGAUUUUGACAGCAAUCCUUUCGCAGACCCGGAUUUCAGCAAUCCCUUUCAGGAUCCUUCGGUGACCCAGGUGACACGGUCGGCCCCCCCUGGUGGUCUGGAGGAGUAUAACCCCUUCACAGACGCCAGAACGGCAGCACCUGGAAAUGCCCCCAAAUCCACGCCUGCGCCCUCCCAGAACACACAACCUGCCAUCAUGAAGCCAACAGAAGAACCGCCAGCUUACUCACAGCUCCAGACUCAGGACCAAGCGCGCGCUCAAGCGGAGCUGUUGAGGAGGCAGGAGGAGCUGGAGAAGAAAGCGGCGGAGCUCGACCGUCGGGAGAGAGAGUUACAGUCCCACGGAGUGGCAGGAGGCCGUAAAAACAACUGGCCUCCACUACCAGAAAAAUUCCCCGUUGGCCCGUGUUUCUAUCACGAUAUUGCCGUGGAUAUUCCUGUAGAGUUUCAGAAGACCGUCAAGAUAAUGUACAACCUUUGGAUGUUCCACGCAGGCACGUUGUUUGUGAACAUGUUCGGCUGCCUGGCGUGGUUCAUCGUAGACGCGUCUCGCGGCGUAGAUUUUGGCCUGGCCAUGCUCUGGUUCCUGUUGUUUACGCCGUGCUCUUUCGUCUGCUGGUACAGACCACUUUAUGGGGCUUUUAGGAGUGAUAGUUCGUUCCGCUUCUUCGUCUUCUUCUUCGUCUACAUUUGCCAGUUUGGGGUCCACGUUCUACAAACGAUCGGCAUCACUGGCUGGGGAACAUGUGGCUGGAUUGCAGCUCUUACUGGUCUGAACACCAGUAUCCCAGUGGGCAUCAUCAUGUUACUGAUUGCGGCCCUGUUCACCGCACUGUCUGUGGGCUCGCUUAUUAUGUUCAAAAAGGUGCACGCGCUGUACCGUACCACUGGUGCCAGUUUCGAGAAGGCUCAGCAGGAGUUUGCAACUGGAGUCAUGUCCAACAAGACGGUUCAGACCGCGGCAGCUAACGCCGCCGCCAACGCUGCAACCAAUGCUGCUCGUGGGGCCUUUAAACCUCACCCCUAAACAGAAACUCCAACAAGGCACACAUUCCCACACUAAGAGGCGAAAACACACACACAACGACACAACGGAGACACACAACUCUGGUCCUGCUGGCUCUCACAUCCAACAGGUUAUGCUUCAGAAUGUUUCCUCUGCACAUUUCUCUUCUGAAGGGCGAAGCAGCGUAAAAACAACGGACCAGAGUCGUUUAUCUUCCGACCACAACAAAACACGCACAUGCAGUCAGGUGGCUGCUCACCUCCACUAAGUGAUCGGAGGCGUGAGCCGAGUGUGUGGCGGGGUUUGAUCUCACACACUUACACACACCUUCCUUUUCCUUGUCUAACUGUCCCGAGGUGAUCCCAGAUCAGCCAGACGUUCUAGCAUACCUUGUGUUUGCCGCGGCCAUGACCUCAGAGCUGCUUCAGUGUCGAGUCAUGAGGCGUUAGAAAGUAUGUAGGUGGUGUGCACGUAGUUCUGAUUAGUUUGUCCUGAUUGGCUGGACCUCUUUACUUAGAAAAUAGUGACUGAUCUAUUUACUAGGUUUCCAUUUUGUGGAUGUGGAGGUCCUGAAGGUAAACUGUACCUCGUCUGAUCUGAUAUCUGUGCUUGUGUAGCGAGACGGUACCGUCGUCAUUCUGGUAAAAAAAGAAAAAAGGUUCCUUAUAAACAAAAGUUUGGGUUCUAAUCGAAGAACCUGCCCCAGGAUCCCUCUGAUCUACUCCUGCUCAGUGUGCUGCUUAGGUUGGGCUGGCUCAGCAUGAUCAUUACUAGCAUGUUUAGCACACUCAAGCUAGCCAUGUUUCUGGCACCGUCGGCCUCCACUUCCUGUUUCUCAGGCUACACGAGCUUCGGGGGGGGGGGGGGGCGGGGACACCUGAUUGCAUGUCCUGAGUGAACGUGAUGGUUCAUCCAAACCGGAAAAGAAGUUUGCGACAUCUAGUUUUUUUAUGUUUGACAAGAACACGCUACAACGGGAUGUAGCUGUUCGCACCAACGCUGCUAUUAACCCGGAGCCGUUCGGCGGUGGCCUCUCGCCGUCCCGUUUCCUGUUCUCACCCGAACGGCAACUAAGAUACGAUUUGUCUCGAGAAAAGAGUCCUUAUUUAAAAACGUAAAACACCUUGAUACCGUGUUCGUGUAAACCACGCAGACUAACAGUCCAUCUCCACUCGUUUCUCUGUCGGUAUUUAACUACCGGCAGCCAAAUCUUUGUAGCCAAAAUCAGCAUCGAAGGAACAGGAGUUGAGCUUGGCGCCAUCGUUCAUUUAAAAACACUAAAGUUGUACAGACUACUAGCACUGAUGUGAACUCUGAAUGUGUGCUUUUAUUUUGUUUGUGCUUUAGCACUUCCUGUAUUGAACGUGAUGUCUGAAGAAGUGCAUGAUAGAUGAAUGACGCUACAUGAAGUAUUCCUAAAAGCCAGUGGAGUUAAAAAGCUCAUGAAUUCCUAAUGAUUCGUAAUUAAAACCUGGCAGUAUUGCUCUCAACUCGUUGCACAUCUAUUGUUUUUCAGUCAAAACAUGUUUUUAUUUAUGGUGAUAUUUGAAGUUUCAGUCGAGUUUUUUAUAUUUGUGAGGUAGCUAGGCUGCAAAAAGGGUUUGGCGUGUUUGCGAAAGGUGUGCUUGAUGUAUAAAAAGUGUUAUUUCUUUGUCUUGAAAGCUGUGAGAAAGCCACCAAAUGUUCAUAAAAAUUAGUUUUUAAAUCUGGCUUUGUGAUGCGUUCCCUUUCCGUUUCACCUUAAGUUAUUCAGACGCGUCGCUGCACCCGCCCACGUGCUCUCAUCUAUACUUUUACAGUUGCUUGUAUGAAGCCUUUGCCACAGUGGGUAGUAUUCUUGGUGUAUUUGGCGACACAGAGCUGUGUUUUUGCUGUUGUUCGACCGAGCCAGAGAGGAAAAGGGACACCUGUAUAUUUUGUAAAGUUUGACCCUCAUUAUCAAUCACAUGUAAAAAAAAUCUGGCUUUUGUCGCAUGUGAAAUAGUUUCAGUUUUGUAUAUUUAUGGUAUUAACAUGAAAUAAAAUUAGAAAAAAAUG
Molecule: messenger RNA, 3209 nt
Organism: Nothobranchius furzeri (turquoise killifish)
Lineage: Eukaryota; Metazoa; Chordata; Actinopteri; Cyprinodontiformes; Nothobranchiidae
Product: secretory carrier-associated membrane protein 1
Biological process (GO): protein transport
Cellular component (GO): recycling endosome membrane; trans-Golgi network membrane
Source: RefSeq, a predicted model, not a curated record